Messenger RNA from Anneissia japonica, 3658 nucleotides. RefSeq names its product amine oxidase [flavin-containing] A-like. The record is from RefSeq and is a predicted model, not a curated record. The transcript is spliced from 13 exons. Gene Ontology annotation, molecular function: oxidoreductase activity. NCBI's taxonomy places the organism in Eukaryota, Metazoa, Echinodermata, Crinoidea, Comatulida, Comatulidae. The coding region runs from base 770 to 2578 and encodes 602 amino acids.
CAGAGCGGCAAUUAACAUAUUUCAAUUUACGUGAAACCUACACAAGACGAUCAUUCUUCAUUCAGUCAAUUCCGCAGUUAAUGUAAACUGAGCAAUUAUGGAGAAUGCGACUUAAGCAGAUUGAAGUGAGUUCGUUGAAGGUGGACAUUAUAGUGUGAACACUAUAAGAUUAUCAUAUAGGCCUACUUUAGCGUAUUGUAACUGGGAUCGAAUCACAUGUCUUUAGAGUAUUCUUGCUGGUACGUAUCAUCUAUAUUACAAUAAUAAAGCCAUUAUUGUGAAGUUGUAACCGUGGACUACACGUAGGCCUACCGGUGCAUCCAACUUCCUCGCGUAUUUAUUAAAUCGAGGUUUUAAGUAUUAUCAUCAACCAAUAGAAUCUCGUUUAUUCAAUCAGUCUCAAGUAAGUCGACGGAGCAUUCUAAUGCCUCUCGUUUUUGGCUGAGUGAUUCUGUGUUCUAUCGCAUAUGAUGUACCAGCGGAACUGUCAUAAAUGUGAAUAUUUAUAGAUUGUAGCGAGUAUUGUAGAGUAUAUGCUAUUCGACUACAAAUUUUGCAACAAGGUGAAUGCUGCGUUAAGAGGUCAAUGAAUUAAUGUGUUUUCAUAAACCAUGAACUGCUGUGUGUUAUCGAUAAUAAUUGAUAAGACUCUGUAAAACCAGUUCGUAAAUUCAAUCGAUCAAAAACACCAGAAGAAAUAUUAAUACUAAUAUUAACAAAGUCUUUUUUGAGUAAGCAUUAGAGGCUUGCAACUGAAUGUUCGCCUAGUAUGGAUAGAUUUCAGGAGUUUGCUCAGGACUUCAAAGAUGUACUCAACAGCGUGCAGAAAAAAUUCAGUAAUUCAGCGUCUGAUGAAGAGGACGGCAAUACAAGUGAGGCGUCUACAUCGGCUUCCACAACGCCGGUGGCACCAAAGAAACCGUUUGUACCGAAGCCACCCCCUCCACCACCAGUUGCACCGCCUGGGGCCCCAGAGAAAGUCGAUGUGUUGGUCGUAGGAGGCGGACUCUCUGGCUUAACAGCAGCUUAUCAUCUCACCAAGCACAACAGUAAUUUGUCAGUCGUUGUACUAGAAGCAAAAGAACGUCUGGGCGGUCGUGUGUGGACCCAACAGAUGAAGGCAGCGACCGGAAAAGAUUUCUUUGAUCUUGGUAGAACAUGGAUAAACAGCAAACAAGCUCGAAUCAACUCUCUUAUUAAAGAGCUAGAGAUUGAAGUAUACCAGCCACCAGAUGCAGGCCAAAAUAUCAUGGAAAUAGACGGAAGAAUCCAACGAUAUGAAAACUCGUGCUGGCCUUUACCUUUCUUUUCAAACGACAACAAGAUAAUGAUCAAACAAGCUCGAAUCAACUCUCUUAUUAAAGAGCUAGAGAUUGAAGUAUACCAGCCACCAGAUGCAGGCCAAAAUAUCAUGGAAAUAGACGGAAGAAUCCAACGAUAUGAAAACUCGUGCUGGCCUUUACCUUUCUUUUCAAAAUUUGAUAUCAGCAGUUUCAUUUCUAAGGUAGAGAACAUGCGUAAUGUAGUUCCUAUUGAUGAUCCUACAAAAUGCCAGCAUGCGUGGGAUUGGGAUAAAAUCACAUUUGAACAGUUUCGAGCAGACGAGCUUUAUACAGACGCUGCUAUCAAUGCCGUUGACACAUUGGUAAUGCUUGAGUUUGGUGUGACGUCACGAGAAAUAUCUCUGUUAUAUGUUCUGCAUUAUCUAAACUGCUGUGGAGGUUGGAGUUACCUUUUGUGUGAAAAGGAAGGCCGGGCAAGAGAUGUAAAGAUAAUGGGUGGUUCUCAAACACUGUGUGAAGUGUUGGCAAAUAAAAUAAAGAGACGAAAAAUAAGAUUGCGAGAACAGGUAGUUGAAAUAGAUCAAAGAGAUAAAGAACAGACACUUGUGACUACAAAGACAGGGGAGGAAUACACCGCAAAGAAAGUCGUCGUCGCAACGUCGGCGCGCGAAGCUGAUAAAAUAGAAUUUCUACCAACCCUUCCACCGAUGAAAAUCAGCCUAUUACAGCGGAUGCCAACCGGUACAAUGUACAAAGCUGUGGUGACGUAUGCAGAGCCAUUCUGGACGAAGAAGGGGUUCAGUGGUCAAAUUAUUAGGAUAAUAAACACUGAGCAAGCACACAAGAAGAAACCCAACGACUAUGUUCACGCCGUUUAUGACGCAACAACGUGGAACAAAAACCCGGCACUGGAAGUGUAUUAUACAGGACUCUUGAGGCCUGAAGUGUUGCCUGAAGAUCGCCAAGAAUCCAUACUAAAUUCUUUGAAGAAUUUAUACAAUUGUGUAGAGGCACUUGAACCCUUGGAUUUCAUCGAAGUUGAUUGGUCCGAUGAACCAUUUUGUUCAGGUUAUCCAACUUCAAUCCUAAUGCCAGGAGGUUUGACGUAUUACUACGAAGCGUUACUGGAUCCUUUACAUAGGAUUCAUUGGGCUGGAUCAGCAUUAGCCACUACCUGGAAAGGUCAUAUGGAAGGGUCGGUAGAAUCUGGAUGUAGAGCGGCUGUAGAGGUUCUCUCAAGUUUGCACGGAAAAGCAAAUGGAAAAACAACUGUUGCAAAUGGAGGUUCUUCCUAAGGAUGAUGUAUCUCCGGGCUACUGCUUCUCAGUUAAAGAUUAGUUUCCAUAAAAUAUCUACACGCUAUAGCCGACAACUUUUGGCGACGCUGAUUGGUCGGUUGAAUUGGAGAGCCUUCUCGAUUGCGUCGGAGAGAGCUACAAGAAGUGUGACGAUUGCAAUGAAAACACUGUAGAAACAGUGCAACUAUUGUAUAGAAACGAGACAUAACACUGGUCAGUUUCGAAUAUUCACUUCCUAAUACCAGUAUAUAAUUUGAUGGGAUUUUUAACGAGGUGUUUUUAAAUUUCUUAGGAAAUCAAACAUAGGACUGACUAUCAAUUACACAAAGGAAAUGGGAGAUGAAGUUAGUUAUUAAGACACCACAAUACUGCAGGCCCCACAUUUCUUGAUUGCUUGAUAGGUAUUUCUAAUAUACACAAAUAAACAGCAAUUUGUAAAGAAUCUCAUAAUAUUAAUCUCCGAAUGAAAUUCAAAACUAUGAUGGGUUAAUUUCGAUUUUAAAAAAUACAAGAAUUAUAGAUUAGAUUUAUAAUAAUAUUGUAACAAUUGCAUUUUAUCUUUUGGGAAUUUUGUAAUCUUCGUAUCUAGGCAAAUAUCAUGAAAGUAGAGCCCAAUGCUGGUGAACAUGGAUGUAUUAAAUAAUCGAAGUCGCCGCCUUGGUUUAAUUUCAUGUAUAGUGAACGUUGGCACGCGUUUUACUAUGCCUACAGAGAAGCCUAUGUGAUAGUUUGAAAAGAUCACAAAUUUCAACUACGAACAAAAUAUGCCUAUAUGCAUGUGUUCGCCUCACAAUUAAGGGCCGCUUUAUCAUGUUGGCUAUGGAUUAUGAUAACGUUCAGUAGACAAUUAUGAUAUAGACAGUUAAGAUAAAUAAAUCAAUUGUAACAAUAAACAGUGAGAAUGAAUUAGUAAUAAUAUUGGGAAAUGAUUGACGAAUAGGUCAAUGACAGAACAAAAAGAACAUUCACUCUUCGACUAAAAUUCGAUGUAGAACCAAGUUAAAGUUAUGUCACGAGGCUUCUGUGUGAUAUCCUGUGUAACUAAGUGAUAACUAAAGCAACGUAUAUUAUACAAUA